Molecule: messenger RNA, 3629 nt
Organism: Taeniopygia guttata (zebra finch)
Lineage: Eukaryota; Metazoa; Chordata; Aves; Passeriformes; Estrildidae
Source: RefSeq, a predicted model, not a curated record
CUCAGCGCAGGGCUGGGGCUCCGCUAUAAAUCCGGCCGAGGGCUGAGCCAGCGCAGAGCUGAGCUGCGCCCCGGUGGCUGCGUUGCUGUGCCCCACACCCGGACCUCCAGCUUGGCCCACACGCCUGAGCAGCCUCGUCCCCCAGUGCCUCAGCAUGCCGGAGUGCUGGGAUGGGGAACACGACAUUGAGACCCCCUACGGGCUGCUGCACGUGGUCAUCCGGGGCUCUCCCAAGGGGAACCGCCCGGCCAUCCUGACCUACCACGAUGUGGGGCUCAACCACAAGCUUUGUUUCAACACCUUCUUCAACUACGAGGACAUGCAGGAGAUCACGAAGCACUUUGUGGUGUGCCACGUGGACGCACCGGGACAGCAGGCAGGAGCCUCACAGUUCCCUCAGGGGUACCAGUAUCCAUCCAUGGACCAGCUGGCUGCCAUGUUACCCAGCGUGGUGCAGCAUUUCGGGUUCAAAUACGUGAUCGGGAUUGGUGUUGGGGCAGGAGCCUACGUGCUGGCCAAGUUUGCGCUCAUCUUCCCUGACCUGGUCGAAGGGCUGGUUCUUAUGAACAUCGACCCCAACGGCAAAGGCUGGAUUGACUGGGCAGCUGCCAAGCUCUCCGGCCUCACCAGCACGCUGCCGGACAUUGUCCUGUCCCACCUGUUCAGCCAGGAGGAGCUGAUGAACAACACGGAGCUGGUGCAGAGUUACCGGCAGCAGAUCGGCAGUGUGGUGAACCAGUUCAACCUCCAGCUCUUCCUCAACAUGUACAAUGGCCGCAGGGACCUGGACAUCAACCGGCCUGGGACUGUGCCCAAUGCCAAGACGCUGCGCUGCCCCGUGAUGCUGGUGGUCGGAGACAACGCGCCUGCUGAGGAGGGGGUGGUGGAGUGUAACUCCAAGCUGGAUCCCACUAACACCACAUUCCUGAAGGUAGGGCUGGUGGCAAGGGGCAGUAGGGUGGUUCCUGCUGCCUAUGAAGUGCCCCGUUACCUUCUGCCCCAGGGCUGCAGGGUGUCCCCAUCUCCCCAUUCCAGGUCCAUCAUACACCUUGGAGGUGUAUGGGGAGAGCAGUGUGACCCCAGCAGUGGCAUCCUGCCAGUGGGUCCGGGGGAUGGUGGGCAGUACAGGCACCCUCCCAAACUAAGCAUGACCUUCUCUUUGCAGAUGGCUGAUUCUGGUGGGCUGCCCCAGGUCACACAGCCAGGCAAGCUGACCGAAGCCUUCAAGUACUUCCUGCAAGGCAUGGGCUACAUCACCCACCUGAAGGAUCGGAGGCUGAGUGGAGGCACAGUGCCAUCUGCCAGCAUGACCCGCCUGGCACGCUCCCGCACCGCCUCCCUCACCAGCGCCAGCUCCGUGGAUGGCACCCGCCCGCGUGCCUGCACCCACUCGGAGAGCACCGAGGCCAUGGGGCAGAUCAACCACACCAUGGAGGUAUCGUGCUGAGGUCCACGCCCGCCGCCGACGUCUCCUUCAGAGCCAUCUCCCAUCCGUCAGCAUCCCGCCAGCACCCACCCGCCCCGUGGACACCCUCCACCAGGGCCCUCGCUUCUUCGGGGUCAAUUUGUCUUCUUUGCCGUUGGCCUCAUCCCCUUGUCUGGUACAGGAGAAGGAGAGGGGCUUCAUCCAGCAGUCACACAUGGUUCUGCACUGGUCCUCACCCUCCCCAGCAUCGGCUUGGCUCCGGCUUGGGAGGGUGGGUGGCAGGGGGACAGGGCCAGGAUGGGGUAGCAGGGUCAGGGUGGUGAGAUGGGGACAGGAUGUUGGGAUGGGAUGGGAUGAUGGGAUGGGACAGCACGUGGAGAGGACACAGGAGGUAGGUUGGUCUCUCAAGUUCAACUGAUGGCUGCAUAAAAGGAAGACAGGAACAGGGAGCAGCGCUUAAUGGGAGGUCACUGGUCUGUUCUUAGGGAUGCAGUUUUCAUUUCUCCCUGAUGGCCCUCUCUAGGGAGAGCUAGCACAGGAUCCCCCAGCACACCCAGGACUUGCUACCCCAGAGCUGGCUGAGCCUCGUGAGAAAUCACAUCCCAAACUGUCCCUUCGCCCUGGUCAUGUACCCUGAGGGCUGCCCUGGGGCAAGUGAAGAGAGGUCAGCCCUACUCCAGAAGCUGUAAGGGCAGGAGAGUGGCAUGAGUGUCCCCCUGCCUCUGUCCAUGCCCUCACUGGUGGUGGCACUUCCUUCAUCCCUUGUUGCAAGAAGGACAAUUACUGUCUGCCACCAGAAAUGCAGUGGGGAGGGGGGAAUUGGCUGGGUUGGCCCCUGCCACACUGUCAGUUCCACUUCCAGCUCUUGGGCUGAGCCAGCCAGGGUUCAGAGGCCACUGUUUUAGGGGAUGUCACACAGCAAAUCCCACCUCAAGUUUUGCCACAACCUGUGGGUGUCAUCACCGAGGAGCCAUUAGCAAUAAGAUGAGACACUCCCCCCGCCAUGCUGGGGAGCCCUCAGCACCCUCUGCCCCACAGGGUGCCUCACCACAAGGUGCUGACACUGUGGGGUGCCCUAUGGGAUGUGGGGAGCACUCCAUGCUCUGGCUUUGCCCACACAGCUGCCAGACCCACCGUGGCUCCCCAGAUCCACGCCCCACCUCCAGCAUUUUGCCUGUGCCCUGAGCGGGGCGUCUCUCAAGGGCUUGGCUCCCCCAGGGCCGUGGGGCCCCCUCUGGCCACCAACUCCAGGUGGCUCUUGCCUCUCGCACUCGGCACGGAGAGCCCUGCCAUUGCAUGACCCCAGUGAUGGCCACCCAGCCUCUGCUGCCGUGCCCAGCCCCUCCUGGGCGUGCUGAGGCACAGCUGAGGGUGGCCCUGCCUCUGGUGAUGGGUGCUCAGGUCUCUGUAGGUGGUCCAUGGGGGACCUGAGCAGGGAGCCCACCAGGUGCCACCGCCUGGGCGAGCAGAACCAGCCCGCUGGAAGCAGGUCCCACCCAGCCCCACAAAAGCUCAUCCUACCCUCAGAGCCCAUCCCUGCUCCCCAGUCAAGGGCACAGAGCUCCUGGGGCUCCCAGCGGGUGUGUGAGGGCUGUUGGCCCUGAGACCCAUGCCCCACCCAAACCCUCUCAUAGUAAAAGGCCACCCCAAAACACCAGUGUGCCCCUUUGUCCCCCACUUUGUUCUGCUGUGUGCUUCCUUCUUGGUGUGACUCUGAAAGCUACGUAGCUCCUUUUUACGGUAGAUACCGCUGCGAUCUCUUGUUUUCUCAGCGUGUCCUUCCAGAUGAUAUAUAUAUAUAAAUACCUAUACAUAAUAUAUAUAUAAGGGUUUGCCCAAUCCCUGACCUUUUUGGGUUCACUCCUCCUUGCAUUCUUGUCCAAGCAGUGCCGUGUGGUUUCCCUGGAGGUGGUGUGGCCGUGCUCACCUUCAGUUCCUCACCUUGGUUUUGUUGGUUGGUUGGUUUGGUUUUCCCUGGUGGUUUGUUCUUUUGAUUUUUGUUGGUUUUCCUUUUUUCCCAGUCACAGCGGAAUUGAACACGUUUUCCUGUCUGAGUGCAGCCUGGUUUUGUCACAGCGGCAUCGAGGCCGCAGCACUCAUGAGACAGCAAUAUGUAAACCGGAUUUAACUAACCUGUUGCUGUAGAGAGGAGUUACUGUGUUGGAAAUAAACCAACUAACUAAUAAAGAUGUUAAGAACCUGC